CGUGACCUCACCUGCAGCGGCGCGAAGGUGUGUGAGUGGGAAGUGAACUGCCGUAUUUCCUCAUGCCGCCGUGGAUUAAAAGCAGCUACAAUGUCGGCGCCGCCACACAGCAGCCCACACAGCGAGACGCGCCAGCAUGCAGAUCGCGAUAAUCGUGGUGAUCGUGGGCCUCCUGCUGGGACCCGCGUGGACCUGCAACAUGAACCGCUGCUACGAGGAGGGCGAGCUGAGCAAGGCGGCCAGCAGGAAGUUGACGAGUCAUUACCCGCAGCCCCCGGAGCCCCACGGCGUGAUGGCGCGCGACUCCCCGUCCUCCUGCCCACUGGACCUCUACGUGCACUACCAGCACAGGGAGGCCAGGUCCUUGUCGCCAUGGAGAUUUGUGUGGAAAACCAUGAAGGACCACUACCCCUCCACGUAUGUCGAAGCUCAAUGUCUGUGCUCAGGCUGCAUCGUGAUCAAAAACAAGGGUGUCCCCGAAAUGAGUCACGACUACAACUCAGUCCCCAUCGAGCAGAGUCGAGUGUUUCUGAAGAGGGAGCUCUGUGAUGAUGGACGAAAGUAUCAUCUGAAGCCCGUCUCGGUUAAUGUGGUCGUGGGCUGCACAUGUGCCAGACCCCGUAUUGCUUCCUAGGGCCUCCCCUAGUAGGCCCACCGACUAUAUUUUAAGAUUCCACUAUGGUCAGUGGAAUGAUGGUUGGAUAUUCAUCCAGAACUGUAUUGCCUUUUCUUUGCAAUCAUUAGUCAGAACUUCAGAGGCGCCAAGUUGCAUAUGCCUUUUAUUUACAGGCCUAUUUAUUUAUUUAUGUUUACUGUACAGCGGGUAUUUUAAUAACAGCAGUUUUUCAUGUUGAAAUUUUUAAUAUUGUUAUUUAAAUGUACUUUUUAUGUGUCCUGUUCGGCGAUGUUUAGCUGAUUCAUGAGCAAAUGACGAAGAUCUGACAGUCUAAAAUAUUCUAUUUAUUUAUUUAUAUAUGCUGAUAUUGUCCCAAUUUCCAUGGCA
This is a messenger RNA of Nerophis lumbriciformis (worm pipefish), 1003 nucleotides long. RefSeq names its product interleukin 17c (gene il17c). Gene Ontology annotation, molecular function: cytokine activity. The record is from RefSeq and is a predicted model, not a curated record. NCBI's taxonomy places the organism in Eukaryota, Metazoa, Chordata, Actinopteri, Syngnathiformes, Syngnathidae. Gene Ontology annotation, cellular component: extracellular region.